Molecule: messenger RNA, 990 nt
Organism: Panicum hallii
Lineage: Eukaryota; Viridiplantae; Streptophyta; Magnoliopsida; Poales; Poaceae
Exons: 2
Coding region: 1-990 (329 amino acids)
Source: RefSeq, a predicted model, not a curated record
AUGCCUCAGCAGUCACCGCCUCCGCCGGUCGUCUCGUCCCCACCACCACCACUGCCUUCUCCGUCACCCGUGCCGGUGCCGCCUUCACCCAGCAGCGACGUGGUCUACUGCAAGAACACCACGGCGUACCCCACCUGCACCGCGCCGGCGACCUGCCCCAAGAGGUGCAAGCAGUCGUGCCACAUGGACUGCGAGACCUGCAAACCCAUCUGCGAUUGCAACAUGCCAGGGGCGGUGUGCGAGGACCCGCGCUUCAUCGGCGGCGACGGCAACACGUUCUACUUCCACGGGCGCAGGGGCCGGGACUUCUGCCUCCUCUCCGACGCCGACCUCCACAUCAACGCCCACUUCAUCGGCAGCCACGUCCCGGGCGCCAGGAGAGACCCGAGCUGGGUGCAGGCCAUCGCCGUCCAGUUCUCGGGCCACCGCCUCUACGUUGGGGCGCGCAGGACCGCCGCCUGGGACGACGAGGCCGACCGCCUCGCGAUCGUCUUCGACGGCGCGCCCGUCGAGGUCCAGGGCGUCGCGAACGCCAGGUGGGAGGCGCCGUCGUCGCCCCUGUCGGUGACGCGGACCAAGGCCGCCAACGGCGUCGUGGUGGAGCUCGCCAGGGUGUUCAAGAUCACGGCGAACGCGGUGCCCAUCACCGAGGAGGACUCGAGGGUCCACAACUACGGGCUCCGCGAUGGCGACUGCCUCGCGCACCUGGACCUGGCGUUCAGGUUCUAUUCGCUCACCGACGACGUGCACGGCGUGCUGGGGCAGACCUACCGGAGCAGCUACGUGAACCGGCUCGACGUGUCCGCCAGGAUGCCCGUCAUGGGAGGCGAGAGGGACUUCGCCGCGUCCGGCCUGUUCGCCACCGACUGCCCCGUCGCCCGGUUCGCGCACGGCCGCGGUGUCGAUGCGCUCGCCGUUGCCUCGGACGAGCUCGCCGGAGUCAAGUGCUCCACCGGCCUCCACGGCGUUGGAGUGGUGUGCAAGAAGUAG